Aspergillus sclerotioniger CBS 115572 is the source of this 846-nucleotide messenger RNA. RefSeq names its product peptidylprolyl isomerase. The coding region runs from base 1 to 846 and encodes 281 amino acids. NCBI's taxonomy places the organism in Eukaryota, Fungi, Ascomycota, Eurotiomycetes, Eurotiales, Aspergillaceae. Gene Ontology annotation, molecular function: peptidyl-prolyl cis-trans isomerase activity. Gene Ontology annotation, biological process: protein peptidyl-prolyl isomerization; protein folding. The transcript is spliced from 7 exons. The record is from RefSeq and is a predicted model, not a curated record. Gene Ontology annotation, cellular component: fungal-type vacuole; endoplasmic reticulum.
AUGAACUUCAGAAACCUUUUCUUGUCUUUCUUCUUCGUUCUGGCGGUUGGGCUUGCUCUUGUCCACGCCGAAGAAGCUCAGCCCCGGGGCCCCAAGAUCACUAGUAAGGUUUACUUUGAUAUUGAACACGGAGACAAGCCCCUGGGCAGAGUCGUGCUUGGGUUGUACGGCAAGACUGUUCCCAAGACUGCUGAGAACUUCCGUGCUCUCGCUACUGGGGAGCAGGGCUUUGGCUAUGAAGGAUCUACUUUCCACCGUGUCAUCAAGGACUUCAUGAUCCAGGGCGGUGACUUCACCCGUGGCGAUGGUCAGUAUUCACACCAGUCGGAAUAUUUGUGCACCGGCGGAAAGUCGAUCUACGGCGAGAAGUUCGCAGACGAGAACUUCAAGCUGAGGCACACACGCAAGGGGCUCCUGAGCAUGGCUAAUGCCGGCAAGGACACCAACGGAUCCCAGUUCUUCAUCACCACCGUCCCUACCCCAUGGCUUGAUGGCCGCCACGUUGUCUUCGGCGAAGUGCUUGAGGGCUACGAGAUUAUCGCACAGAUUGAGAAUGUGCCCAAGGGUCGUGCUGACAGACCUGUGGAGACUGUCAAGAUCGUCAAGAGUGGAGAACUGGAGUCGGAAGAGAAGGCCGAAGAGAAAGAAUCGAGCUCUGAAGAAUCGUCACAACCCUCAGCAAUCCCUGAUGUUCUUUCUCCAACCCCUCUGCCAAUGACAUCUGACAACACUCCCUAUAUCUUCCCGAAGUUUGCAGCGCUUGCCAUUGUUGUUGGUCUCUUGGUGGUGCUGGUCCGAAGCAGCCUCAAGAGACAGCAGGAGAAGGCUGAGAGGAGCGUUGUUUGA